UGUUAUGAAAUAAUUUGUAUUGUUUUGUUUCCAAGUCCUAAUGAAGAAACUGUGUUAUCAACAAUCACAACACUCAUGUACCUUACUACACCUGAAUCAAAGAAAGAGAUUACAGCUUUGCCUAUUGUAGAAUGUAUGCUGAGGUUUUCUGAGGCUAAUAACAAGAGACUAAGUAAUCUUGCCAAGGUUUUUCUCAAGGAUUAUUGCUCAGUUAGUCAGCUGGAUGCAGCGAAACAGAUACAACAGCAGAUGUCAGGUUUAAGUCAGUCAAGUGAGGACACUUGAUGAAACAGCCAAGCAUGUUCAACAUCAGAUGUUAGGUCUUUCUCAGUCUAGCAAGGACAUGUGAAGAAACAGCAGUUCCAUGUCAGUGCAAUGAUGACCCCUGUUAAAAAUUCCAAGCCUGCACAGCAUCAGUUAGCAGCUUAAAGUCAAUCUACUGAAGACACCAGAUGAAAAAGCCAAAUAUGACCAACAACAUACAUUAGUUGUCAGGUCAGCGUCAGUCUUGUGAUGAAACGGCCAAACAUAUACAACAUGAGUUGUUGGGUCAGAGUCAGGCUAGUGAGGACAGGUGAU
Mizuhopecten yessoensis (Yesso scallop) is the source of this 579-nucleotide messenger RNA. Its product is annotated as armadillo repeat-containing protein 7-like. NCBI's taxonomy places the organism in Eukaryota, Metazoa, Mollusca, Bivalvia, Pectinida, Pectinidae. The transcript is spliced from 3 exons. The annotation marks the transcript as partial. The record is from RefSeq and is a predicted model, not a curated record.